Messenger RNA from Lycium ferocissimum, 1197 nucleotides. Its product is annotated as putative F-box protein At3g25460. Gene Ontology annotation, molecular function: protein binding. Bases 1 to 1197 code for a protein of 398 amino acids. The record is from RefSeq and is a predicted model, not a curated record. NCBI's taxonomy places the organism in Eukaryota, Viridiplantae, Streptophyta, Magnoliopsida, Solanales, Solanaceae. The transcript has a single exon.
AUGUCAAAGGGAAACUUACUAAAGAAGAUCAAGGGGAGCCCUAUCGAAAAGGAUACAUUUGUUCUUCCAUAUGAUAUCCUUUUCGAAAUCCUUAUUAAGGUACAAGUUGCAUCUCUGUUACGUUUUAAAUCUAUUUCUAAAUCAUGGAACGCUUUAAUUUCUGAUGUUGUAUUCACGAAAGCUCACCGUGAUCUAUCCAAAAUGCUAGGAUGUGAAAAACUUUUGUUAAGAAGAAGUACUGGCGAGUUCGACUUUGUAAACUUGAAAAAUAGUAAUAAAAUUACAAUAGAAAAGCAACUAUUUCCUCCAAAAGGAUUCCUAGGUGCUAAUGUCUUAUGCUCAUGUGAUGGCUUGGUACUAUUGAAGAAACCUAAGGCUUAUAAGAAAUUUGUUUUGUGGAAUCCAUCAUCUGGAGAACACCGGAUUCUUGAGUGUCCAUAUAUGAAACCUCAUGGAUACACAUAUCUUUAUGCUUGUGGGUUGUGUUAUGAUUCUACCACCAAUGAUUACAAGGUUAUAUUGAUUUAUUGGUUAUUUUAUGCUAUGUACUCUACGAGUAAGGAUUCUUGGACGACGAAAACUACUCCCCGUGUAUUACAACAAUGUCUCUAUGAGUCUGAACUAGCACUUAAUUCAAGAUCAUAUAUGUGCAGUCAGGGAAUUGCCAAUAAAAAUCGUGUAUAUUGGUCUGUGAAUCAGAAACUUAACUAUAAUGUACGUAAAACUUGUGCAUUCAUAGACUUUGACGUGACGUUGGACGAAUUUAAAGAGUUUCCGAUACCAACUUCUACCAGUGACCAUGAGAACUUUUUUCGUUUGUCUACUUUGAAAGGUCGCCUUAGUGCAUACGGCGGCAACGGUUAUUUUAAUGAGUUGAACAUCUGGAUCAUGAAACAAGAUGGCUGGAAAUGGUUAAUGAGCAUUUGCAACAUACCAACCUUUUAUUCUGAGCCUUCUUUCAGUAAUUAUAAGCUUUUGUGUUGCACGGAGAAUGAUGACCUUAUCUUUCAAGGACCAAAGCAUCACAUUCUUUCCAUCUAUUGUACUAAACAAAAACAAUUUGUUAGUACAACUUAUAUAUCAAAUCAUCUCGAGUAUGUGUUUUGUCCUGUAGAUCCAAUAUGUUUGGAUAGCUUAUAUUUUCCCAAGCUCAAUGUCACGCGUAAGAGGAAACGACGCAGUACUCCAUCAGAAUGA